Molecule: messenger RNA, 4079 nt
Organism: Eufriesea mexicana
Lineage: Eukaryota; Metazoa; Arthropoda; Insecta; Hymenoptera; Apidae
Gene: Hr96
Product: Nuclear hormone receptor HR96
Exons: 5
Coding region: 635-2971 (778 amino acids)
Biological process (GO): cell differentiation; negative regulation of transcription by RNA polymerase II; positive regulation of transcription by RNA polymerase II
Molecular function (GO): nuclear receptor activity; zinc ion binding; RNA polymerase II cis-regulatory region sequence-specific DNA binding
Source: RefSeq, a predicted model, not a curated record
UAUCGCAGUGAUAAUUUUCUAAUGUAAAGCAGAAUACAAGUUACUGUUUAGCAAUACGUACGCUUUGCAAAAUCUUUGACGUAAAAAAUCUUCAAAAUCUAACUCUGUGUUGUUAAAACAGUGAUGAACCGGUGUAAGUUAUCAAAGAUCAAAGAAAAACACAAUUCGUUUGGUGCGUUUUACGCGGGAAUUUGUAUUAACGAAUUUCUCUUCAUUGGUAAAAUUAGUGUAUCAAAAACUCCCUAGAUGGAUCAGAUCUGGUUACUUUAGUGACGUCAUGUCACUAUCAGGCAAUGAGCAAUGUAGUGGGAGGAUGUAGUAGUGAAACAUACGACAGGUUUGUGCGCACCACCCCGUUAACUGCUUGUAACUGAAUGUCAAUUGAGUGGUCCAUUUAACUUGUCACUUAAAGCUUUUCAAGCGGUACCUCGCAGAUCCGGGGCGUUGGACUAAAAAUGGUACUUGUUUCGUGAAAUUCGCGGCAAUAUCGUUGCAUUUCAUUUCAUCAGUUUCGCGAACAGUGCGAUGAAAACAACGCUGACAUGAGUCAGUUGUUGCAGAAGCGUAAUUCCGAGCGGGAAUAAUGGUGCGUUAGAUACAGUGUUAAUCACUCGAGAAACCGUCUCAAAGAGCAAUGGAAGAUGAACAGCCAACGAGAGAUGCGAAUAAGCUUUGUGGUGUAUGUGGCGAUCGCGCGCUCGGUUAUAAUUUCAACGCAGUGUCGUGCGAAAGCUGCAAAGCUUUCUUCCGUCGGAAUGCUUUGAAAAAUAAGGAUUUUCGGUGUCCAUUUACUGAGAAUUGUAAUAUAACUCCUAUCACCAGACGUUUCUGUCAAAAAUGUCGUUUAGACAAAUGCUUCAGCAUAGGCAUGAGGAAAGAAUAUAUUAUGUCUGAAGAGGAUAAGGUACUAAAAAGACAAAAAAUACAACAGAAUCGUGCAAAAAAAAGACCAUCCUUAGAGGGUGCAAAAUCAUCAAAGAUUAAGAAGGGUUGCUUAGAUGAUUGUAACUUUGAUGACACUUCUAUGUCAGUUAAUUCAGUCGUAACAACUGCAUCAGACACAUAUUUUUGGGAAUCUGAUAGGAAGUAUACAGACUUAGAUGCUAAUAGGCAAAGUGUAACAGAGAGCUUGAGCCCUGUGACAGCAGCCAGUGUCCCUAGUCCUUCUAGUCCACCAGAAAAUGGAACUAUAAGAGGGUCAAAGACACUAGAUAUGAUGAAAGAAUCUUCUCAUAAUUCAAAUUCCAAUUUUGAAAGUUAUGCUCAUUCUUCUUCUUCUCACGAAGAGAGUGAAGGUGAUACAGAAAGAAUAAGAAUGGAUUCAAAUUCUACUUCACAAAAUCAGCAGAGGUUUGAUAAAGUUAAACCUUCUCAUAAUUUGGAAAAGGAUAAAAAGUCAGUAAUAAACUCAAGAAAAUUUGAUCAAAAUAUAUUAGACUUAAAUUCUGAGUUUGCCUCUACCAACCAUGAAUCUAUGAAAUAUUCUCCUGAAUUUGACAGUGCAUCUUGUUAUAGUAAAUUUGAUUGUAGCUCUAUGCAAAACUCCCACUAUAUUGAUCACACAUCACAUUAUAGGAAAACCAAUAUAGAUAUGAACCCAGGAAUGCAUUUGAGUAUACAAAUUGGUUCAGAAGAAGCAGUAACUAGCCAAAAACAAAAUAAAGAAAUGUAUAUGAAAGAAGAUAAUUUAGUUAGUAAUAAGGUCCCACAAGACUCCACUUUAAUUACAAAACUUGUUAAUAAUUCGAAUUUUAUUACGAAAAUAUUUCAAAAUGAAGAAUUACUUCUAAAAAUUAUGACAGAUCCUGCUGUUAUUAGUAAAUUAGAGGCAGAUCCCCAGAUUUCUCAAUUUUUUAAGAAAAACGGAAUCGUCUCAGAUAAAGAGACGUUAUCUGAGAAAGAAAUGAAUACUCAUUUCAAAGAUGAUGUAAAAUCUAAUCACAAUAAUUCCAGUCAUUUAUUGAAGUCAACAGCGAAAGUAAAAGAGAAACAAGUUGAAAAUCCAAUCUUAACCGAUUUAAUUACGAAUUCAAGUCAAGAGGAAUGUAUAAAGCAACGUGACGAAUCUAAUACCGGUGGUGAUUGGAACAGAAAUAUAUCGGACGUCACAAGGGAUGUACUUCAAGAUGUACAAAGAGUACCAAUUGCCGCGAAUUCCAUUGAAUCUAUUCUUUGUGAAGCAAUUAAAUUAGAGUUUUCAGCAUAUUCUGCGCUUGGUGGUAUGGAGACUAGAAGGGUAUUGAAUGAUGCUGAAAGAGCAAAGUUAAAUGAAUUAAUAGUAGCUAACAAAGCGUUAUUAGCUCCUUUAGACGAGGAUAUAACAAAUUUAAUAGGAGAGGACUGUAAAUUUAAGAAUAAUUUCGGUCGAUCUGAUCCGGCAUUAUUAGAUGUUGUAAAUCUUACUGCCAUUGCCAUUAGACGCCUAAUAAAGAUGGCGAAAAAGAUAAAUGCCUUCAAGAAUAUGUGUCAGGAGGAUCAAAUAGCUCUUUUAAAAGGAGGCUGUACAGAAAUGAUGAUUCUAAGAUCGGCACUUAAUUACGAUAUUGAGAAAGAUAUGUGGUGGAUACCACAUAGCCAAGAAAGUAUGUCCAAUAUAAAAGUGGAUGUACUGAAAGAAGCAAAAGGAAAUCUUUAUGCAGAACACUCAAGAUUUAUCAGAAGUUUCGAUCCGAGAUGGAGAGACGAGAAUAUUAUCUUAAUUUUAAGUGCAAUUGCUUUAUUUACACCUGAUAGGCCAAGAGUGGUGCAUAAUGAUGUAAUCAAAUUGGAGCAGAAUUCUUAUUAUUACUUGCUCAGACGCUACUUGGAAAGUGUGUAUCCUGGGUGUGAGGCUAAAUCUAUGUUUCUAAAAUUAAUUCAGAAGAUUUCAGACCUUCAUAGGUUAAAUAACGAAGUUGUUGGGGUAUAUCUUAAUUUAAAUCCAUCGAGGGUAGAACCUCUUCUUAUAGAGAUAUUUGAUUUAAAACAUUGAUUGGACGCGUUCAACAUAACGAAUAGAAAGUAAGUGUAAAACAUUUUCAAUUAGUAUUUCUUUGGGUAAUAAAAGUAAAAUAAUAUCGUUAUGGAUUUGUAUUAAUAGUCACAUGUUCGUAUAAAUGGUAAAUAGCAAUAAUAUCUCGGAUAUCGUGGAACGAAACAUUAUAAAUUAUACGAAAUCAGAAUUUGUUGUGAUUGGGAAUACAGACACACACAUAGAUACAAACAUGCAUACAUGUUAAUGUACAUAAAAUGUAAUAUUAAUAUGAAUGAUACUGUCGUCAAAAGUUCAUUCAUAUCAGAAUAACGUUAUAUAUACCAUAAUGCCUCUUAACAUCAAAACACUUUGCUUUAUGAACUUGAUAGUAACCAAUACUUGAAAAAUUGUAAAUUUUAGAAUUUCCGUAUUCAGCAUAGGCCAGUAAGAUAAACACAGCGAAUACGAGUAGACAAGAAAAUUAAGUUCUUGUAAUUUAAAUAAAACCAAAUAUACAAUGCAUUGGUAAAAUCUUUCGGAUUUAAAACGAGUUUAAAGACGCAUUCCAUCAAGCUAUUUCGAAUUGAACAGAAAUGAGAGAGAAAUCUAUAUUAAUAAAGUCUCUUAUAGUUGAUAUUAACGAGGCAUUAUUAUAGUUAAUUCCUGUUGGAAUAUAAAAGAAGAUUGUAAUUAAAAAGUCUUUGCUUGUAAAAUAUAGAUAUCAACAUUGACCGUUGAUAUGUUGAACUUCAUGAGAAGCAGAUUAUACUUUAGAAUGUAAAAGUAUUUCGACAUGUCGCAUCAUAUUGUCGAGAAUAAAUGCGUACACGUAGCACAUUAGUAUAAUAAAGAUUGUUGAAAACGUUAUGUAUAUUUUGACAAACGUACCUUAAAAUGUUAAAUCUAGAAAAAAAUAUUUGUUAUACUAAUACCAAGUUCUAUGUUCAUGUUUAACAAGUUGAUAGGUGUAAAAGAAAAAAAAUAUUUGUUUAUUUCAAGAUAAAUUAAAAAUUACAUAAUGAUAAACAUGAAUUCAGUGCUUGGUGCGAAAAUACGUGAAAGUCGAUCCAAGCAAGUGAAUGCAAGAUAUGACCUGCGUAAUGCGCUUUCACGUUACGAAUAUUAA